CUCGAGGACUUUUGCCAUCACCUUGAGGUCUGUGAGAGGGAAGUACCAGCUCCGUGGGGUAGGCGCGGCUGAUUCUCCAACUCCACUUGACAGAUGCGGACACCGGGGGCCAACGCCCGCUGCUCACACCGCGGGGAAGCGAAAGAGAAGGGAGUCAAGCCGGAUCUGAGUUUCCAGCUGCCCCGAGUGCUUCUGCGGGAGGCCACCGUUCUCCCAGCCGAAGAAGGUCCCCGGCCUCGGGGACCGGGGGCCGCUGGGCGGUUUCUCGGGGGACGGCGCCCUCUAGUGGUCCGCGUGCAAAAGCGAGAACGCCCGGCUGGCCCCUCUGGGCCCCGUGUUUGCUUUCUUCUUCCCGGCACUCCGCAGAUACUUUCCCAGCGCCUACUGAGCGCUCGCCGGGACACGCUAGGACUAACAGAGACGCGGUGGCUGCUUUGGCCGCAGAACAGAAGUUACAUACCCACGCGGAUGCAUUCGGUUGGCCAAAGAGGUGACUUUGGCAGGUUGCUGACGCUCUCUGUGAAUGCUUGGGGGCCCGCGCGCGGCAGCAAGAGGAGCUGCGACGCGGAGCCGGCUCACAACUGGGAAGAGUUACCCCGCUCGCCACAGCUAGAGCGCCCACCCACAGCCAUGAAGGCCCAGCUCUUGGGUGACCUCCCCAGGGAGGCCUCCCCCAGCACUGGCGCCUCUGAGAAGAGCCCUGGGGAGAGGGAGUAG
Cervus elaphus (red deer) is the source of this 717-nucleotide messenger RNA. RefSeq lists its product as uncharacterized. The transcript is spliced from 4 exons. Bases 94 to 717 code for a protein of 207 amino acids. The record is from RefSeq and is a predicted model, not a curated record. NCBI's taxonomy places the organism in Eukaryota, Metazoa, Chordata, Mammalia, Artiodactyla, Cervidae.